GUAACUCACAUGAAUAUCUACCAAACUCUGCAGUGGCAUGUGCAGAAAAUUACUGUACAAAGAAAGCUCGGUUCAUGCGAAUGUAAAAAGUAUUGUUGCUUAUUUCCUGAUUAUCACCGUGUGAGCUCGCGAGUCUGUCCCGGGUGAAAGCAGCAGCAUGGUCGACAGCGUGUUUAGGACCCGCUCUCUCGGCGUGGCCGCCGAGGGUCUUCCUGAUCAGUAUGCUGACGGCAAAGCAGCCAAGGUGUGGGAGCUGUACAUCGGAGACACUCAGAGUAGGACGCAGGAAUACAAAAGCUGGGUGCUGUCUCUGCUCAGAGGGCAGGGCGUGCGGAGAGUGCUGGACGUAGCCUGUGGAACAGGGGUUGACUCCAUCAUGUUGGUGGAAGAGGGUUUUAACAUGGUGAGUGUGGAUGCCAGCGAUAAAAUGCUCAAGUAUGCGCUGAAGUCAAGAUGGGAGAGAAGAAAAGAACCAGCUUUUGACCAAUGGGUUAUUGAAGAGGCCAACUGGUUGACAUUACAAGAGGAUAUUCAGAAACCAGGGGAUGGAUUUGAUGCCGUUAUCUGCCUUGGCAAUUCAUUUGCCCACCUACCAGAUUUUAAAGGGGACCAGAGUGACCAGAAACUGGCCCUACAGAACAUCGCAAGUAUGGUUAGACCAGGUGGGAUCCUCAUCAUUGACCAUCGCAACUAUGACUACAUCCUGGAGACUGGCCGGGCACCACAAGGCAAAAAUAUAUACUAUAAGAGUGAUCUAACUCAGGACAUCUCCACCUCAGUGCUGUGGGUCAACAGUAAGCCCCAUAUGAUCACCCUGGACUACACCAUCCAUGUGCCCAAGGCCACACACCACGAUCUUCCUGAAAUAAGUAAAUUCCGUCUGUCCUACUAUCCUCAUCGCCUGGAAAGCUUCACAGCUUUGCUGAACGAGGCCUUCAGCGGUAAAAUGGAGCACAGUGUCUAUGGAGACUUUAAGACCUAUGUCCCUGGAGAGACCCAGGCCCCCUGCUAUUUCAUCCACGUCUGUAAGAGGAAAGCCUGAAAGCCACACCAACCAGCUUUCCUGCUGUGUGACUGAACAAUCACACAGCAAGAAAAAAUCAUAUUUGUGUCUAUGUCACAUAGGCAUAUCUCCCACAGUGUAUCCCAGUAAAAAUGAUUUUAGAAGUAAUGUUUUAUAAAUAUUUCCUUUUAUGUUACCUGUCAAAAAAAUCUGUCAGGUUACUGGAAAAAAAUAAUUUUAUAAUAUUUAGAGAAAAUGUAUUAAUUAUUUAUACUCAAUUCAUCCUUAAAUCAUGAACCUUCCAGUUCCCUGGUGUAGCUCUGCCAGUAUAAAUGCUGCCUUAUCUUUGUACAGGGGUUGUUUUCAACACCUUCUUUUUAAUUGGGCUGUAACAAACACUGGUGGAAGGAUGGUAUCCAUUUCUAGUGGACCACUGUAUCCCUCACUUAUUCCAAAGCUGCACCUUUUAUGUUCUCCUCUUCCCCUGCUUUGCUUCUCUGUACUUUUACGUCUACUAUGAACACAUUUUUCAGAAUGACAUUGUUGUCCUCAUGGCAUACUUGAUGUGGGUUGCCAGUUAAGUUUAGCGUGCUAUGACACAUUUUUGGACAGUUUUAUUUUUUAGUUACCACUCAAGUCUUAAACUUUGCGAGUCCAUCUCUGUUCUGUGUGAGUGUAGUAGUCUUUUAGGUUGUUUCCACCAAGCGGUCCGGCUCAGUUCGGUGCGGAACGGCACGCUUUUUUUGUGUUUCCAUAGAGCAAAAGUUGACAAGGGUCCCAAAAAAGCGACCCGUACCGUCCCACUUUUCGGCACCCUUCCAUAGGGUCACCAAUCUUACCUAUCCGUACCAAAAAGGUGGAGCUACACACAACAACAGGGGGUUGUACUGACGUCACGUCAGCACGCGACUCAGCUGCUCGGCUCCGGGCUGCAAAACAUGAAGUCUGCUCUGUGAGGAGCGGGUGAAAACAGGAGAAUAACGGACUAAUAUCUUCUUAAAUCAGGGAUUUUUGGACUCAACAGAGAUCCAAACUGUCUGUGGAUAUUGAUAUCUGCCCACAAAUCAGUUUUCCUGAUGUUUAUCUGGACCCGAUUUUAAGAACACAAAUCAGAGCCUGAAGGCUCACAUCAGCCUGGUUUGUGAUGGAUGUGAAACUAAAUUAAUGCUGAAGUUUUGUGAAUACAAAGCCUUAGAUCAGUUCAUUCUCUUCUGUAACUAGUUACUAAUCUACUUCUAACUUAAGGUAACCUGUGAAAACAUCACUCUGUGGUUGCUGGACGUGUUUGUAAAACUUCAGGCUGCAGACUAUUUUUAAAUGAGAUCAGCACACCCAG
This is a messenger RNA of Cheilinus undulatus (humphead wrasse), 2339 nucleotides long. It is a transcript of the gene gnmt, whose product is annotated as glycine N-methyltransferase. NCBI's taxonomy places the organism in Eukaryota, Metazoa, Chordata, Actinopteri, Labriformes, Labridae. The transcript is spliced from 6 exons. Gene Ontology annotation, molecular function: glycine N-methyltransferase activity; S-adenosyl-L-methionine binding; identical protein binding. Gene Ontology annotation, cellular component: cytosol. Gene Ontology annotation, biological process: protein homotetramerization; regulation of gluconeogenesis; S-adenosylmethionine metabolic process. The coding region runs from base 158 to 1042 and encodes 294 amino acids. The record is from RefSeq and is a predicted model, not a curated record.